Messenger RNA from Zasmidium cellare ATCC 36951, 1092 nucleotides. RefSeq lists its product as uncharacterized. The coding region runs from base 1 to 1092 and encodes 363 amino acids. The record is from RefSeq and is a predicted model, not a curated record. The transcript is spliced from 4 exons. Lineage: Eukaryota; Fungi; Ascomycota; Dothideomycetes; Mycosphaerellales; Mycosphaerellaceae.
AUGGCUGUGUGCUUCAAAGCGCAGCGUCAGCUGGUGCCGGCGAGGGCCACCGCGAAGUCACGCCGCUGCGGCUGCAAGGAUGCACUCGAUUGCCUGAACAUCCCAGACUGCUCGCUCGCAGUGGGCACAUACAUGCGGAUGAAGGUCUCGACGAGCCUCAUACUGGCUGCUGCAGGCGCUGUAUGUGGAUUUUGUCCUCGGAGUGGUGGCUCUCGUGCAACCGAGCGGCCUCCAACUACUGAUGCUGGUGUUGGUGCUGCCGGCGGUGGACUUCGUGUCCUCUACACCGAAGUCAGGGCUGUCGGAACAGGCUCAAGGCAAGCACACAUCGAACAACUCGCACCUCAGGACACAAAUGAUCCACCUGAGGAGUCGUGGCUAUUAACGACGAGGCGGGCGCGCAAGACGCAGCCUCCAGCGACGACAGACCACCAGAGCUACCGCGCUCCCACGACACCAUCGAAACCACUACGUCGCUCACCAGGCGCGUGGACGAGCGUCCUCAGUCGCGACAUUUCAAAGGACGUGGAGACGUCGACAUCAACGAUGACAGAGGGAUAUGGCGGUGCGAUAGCGGCCUCCCUUUGCGCCCAGUGUAACCCGAACGAUAUCCUUUUCGACUCUUACUCACCGCACGAUCCGCCGUCCCACCUCACGUUGAUGUGCCAUAUCGACCAACAAGGCCAUGAACGACUCGCUCCUACCGAUAGCAACGGCACUGAGGACCUCGUGAGACGUGUCUCUUGGACACCUGGUGAAGAAGACACAGCGAGACUUUCUGUCUACUUCUGCCAUCCCUAUGUAUCGAAAUGGAACGAGACUGCGGGAUCGUUCGAAGGUAGGAAAAAGGAUAAGAUGGCGCCCAAGUGGUUGAUGAAGCAAGUCGACAAGAUCAAGGAGAAGAUCAAGGAGAAGUUCAAGAAGCGCUCCACAAGCCUAUUGUCUAUACAGGAGCCGCCAUCACCUAAGCCUGCACUCCACCGCCACAGUGUCACCACAACCAGGGGCUACGGGUUCACAUCAGAGCGUCGCUCCCAGCAAGACCAGCCUACUGAGCAAUCGACUACUUCGUGCCAGUAUUGCAAGAGCUAG